AAUUUCUUUCUUUUUGAAAUAAAUAAUGGCAAAUCGAGCAAACAUUUUCAGUCUCAUGCAACGGGAGAGCUACAGCGCACGUGAGAAGGUCAUAAUUUGCCUAUCUCUGUUACUUUUAUUUGCAUCCAGCCAGCAGGACUAAAAAUAAUGGGAACACAGUCCGCUUUCAGCCUGUUUGUUUGGUCAGUUGAGUAAGGAGGUGGGAAUCAGACACGGACAGAGAGGGAAAAAGGAAAAGAAGUGAAGAGAGAUAAUAGGGAGUGUGGCAUCAAGAGGAGGGAGGCACACAUGUGUUGCUUCUAACUGAGAAGUUGGAGGAGAGGAGAAACAAGCAGAGGAGGGGGAAGGAGUGCUUCCUCUUUGGUCUGUCUUGAGCUGCUGAUGCAUCCCAGCAGCCUCUGUAAAUUGCGACAGGAAACCUCCGUAUAAAACGCGGCAGAGGAGGAGGGGGGAUCCUUCGGAGCGCUUCUCAGUCGCAGCAUGACCAAGACGGAGAAGCUGAAACUCUGGAGCUGACAAAACAAUGAGCAGCUUAAUCGACGAACCGCUCAAGACACAGCACUUCAUCAUGGACAGAGAAAACAGUACGAGGAGAAAGAACAUGGGAAAGAACUUCAUAUGCCGACUCCAGUGCAUGUUCUCCCAAACGUCGAGCUUUGAGAGGCUAAGUUUAGAAGAUACCCAACAAUGGUCACAGUCACUGGAAAGGCUGCUUGAGUCUAAAUAUGGACUGGCUACGUUUCAUAACUUUCUCAAAUCCGAACACAGUGAUGAGAAUAUUGAAUUCUGGCUCACCUGUGAGGACUACAAGAAAAAUAGGUCUUCAUACCGAAUGUCCUCAAAGGCAAAGAAGAUUUAUGAGCAGUUUAUCAAAGUGGAGUCACCUAAAGAGAUCAACAUUGACUAUCAAACUCGAGAGCAGAUCAAAAGGAACGUCAAGACUCCCACUACCCAGUGCUUUGACGAAGCUCAGAAGAUAGUUUAUGGGCUGAUGGAAAGAGACUCGUACCCACGGUUUCUCCGCUCGGACAUUUAUAGAGGCCUCUUGGAAAGCCUCGCUGCUGACACCACAAAUGGAUGAAAGUGCAGUCAGGAGGGAGAGAGAAAGGACGUAAAAAAAAAACCCUAUAACUGGAAUGUCUGAGCUCCUUCAAGAGGAAGAACUGACAAGAGAGAGGAGGUGGGGAGGGUCAGCCACUUGCAGCACUCCAGCACAAACACUGGCCUCGCGCCUCAGCACUACCACCACCAACACCACCCCGUCCAAAAGCAAGCCACACACCUGCGUGCAGAAGCAGGAAGCAGUCAGCGCGAUAGCGGCCUUGUAGGCAGCGUCUGCACAGGAUGAGACGUUUGAGAAACGGAAGGUCUCAGACACUGAAUGAAUCAGCAGGAUGGCGCACUUCUGCUCUGACUGUUAAGCUGUGUAAGCAAAACCUUCAAUGGACGCCCUUUGGCCUUCUACUCAGAGAUGUUUCCUCUGCAAAUAAAAAAAAAAAAAAAAAGCAGAGGAUGUACGAUGCAAUGCCUGAUUUUUCUCUUUUUUUCAGUGUGUGUGUGUGUAUGAAUAAGAUACAGAAUUAAUGUUGACAUUCAACUGUUAUAUACUUAAAAAUAAGCUGUUGCAAAUGAGCUGGCCCAAAGACAAUAACAACAUCACUAAGAGAAAAUUUAUGAGAAAUUAAGUACAUAACGACUUAUUUUGUGUCCUUAAUCAACUGUAGGAUAGUAAAAUCUAAUGCAUGUGCAUAUACAUUUUUGUCUAGACUGAACGUGAUGAUGCAUAUUUAACAUCUUACAGUUUGAUUUUCAUCUGUUUGCAAAGUAAUCAUAGUUGCAGUUGAAAAUUGGGAUGAUUAUAACAUUUUUUUUUAACUAGCUGCACUACUGAAACACUGAAUUUCCAAAUUAGAAGCUGCUAGGCUGAGUAGAGGCUGACUACUGGCAGAUUUCAAAACCACAGCACUGCAAUGUCAAAGAGUUCUGCGUGAUAACACAUUUGGGUUGUGUAAUGAUAGAAAUAGGAUGUUCCACAUAGCAUGGCAGGAUGUUAAAAUCCCUUAUGUUUCCUGGGAGUACUUCUUUCUAAAGCACAUGGUUUGAAUGUUUGUUCUAAUUCAGGAGUUAAGUUAAAUUUGAAGAUAACUUUUUUGUGUUAUUUAUUGUAAAUUGUCACAGAAUUACUGUUUGUUGUAGUGCCUGUUAAGAUGUUAUUAAUUUGAAUGACAUUAAAUUAUUUUAACAGUCUCCUCAGUAUUAAACAGACUGACUUUUGCUGUUUCUCAUCACAUAAGUGCAGAUGUUUGGCCUGAUGAUGACUACUUUGACCUUGAGUUAGGUCCGACCAUUUGGUUCAAAUGGGCAGGCUCAGAAUGAUGAUUCUGACAUUUGGUUUGCUUUCGCUUUCACAGACAGGAUUUUUUAGGAAAAGAAUCUGGAGGAAACACAAAAGUUCCAACAGUUUUAUUGCCUAAAAUAAGUUCCAGUCGGGCAAUGAAAAUAAAUAAAUAAAAAUUGGCACAAAAAUAAA
This is a messenger RNA of Oryzias melastigma (Indian medaka), 2530 nucleotides long. Its product is annotated as regulator of G-protein signaling 21. The transcript is spliced from 5 exons. NCBI's taxonomy places the organism in Eukaryota, Metazoa, Chordata, Actinopteri, Beloniformes, Adrianichthyidae. The record is from RefSeq and is a predicted model, not a curated record. Bases 524 to 1081 code for a protein of 185 amino acids.